AUGACUGAAACUGCCUUAUUUACAGAUCUUUACGUUGAUGGUGGAUGGACCUCGUGGACUAAUUUCAGCACCUGCAAUGUUCCAAUGGGUCACGGAAUACAAUACCAAACCAGGGAAUGCAGUGAUCCGCAACCAUGCGGGGUCUUAGCGCAGGACUGCCAGGGAGCCAACUACACCGAAAGAAAAUGUGAAGUAUUCCCAUCGUGUUUAGAAGGGUCCGUAUUUGGAGGAAAUUACAUGGCCAAGGCAGACCCUCUGGUAUUGUAUUCAUCGGCCAAUAUAGAAAUUUUGCCGAAAACCCAGAUUAAAUGCCAACUGACAACUUUAAGUAGAAACUGGACUUUGUACCGCUGUGACGAGAAUAUCGACAACGAGACCCUACACUAUGAGUCCGGGACUACAGCGUUCCUAAUACGUCCGGGAGAGUUUCCUUCCGGUCUGUAUCGUCUGUUUGUGAGGAUGGAGUAUUAUCCAGGCUCCUUUGAGUUCGUAGAAGGAUAUAUGUAUUUUAGACUCCAAUUACCUCCCCCUAAUGUCAUCAUUCAGGGUGGGUCAGGGCGAUUGUCGGGUCCUGGAACGACCAAUAUUGAUGCUUGGAGUGGGUCUUAUGAUUUAACUAAGGGGCCGGGUUACCGAGACGGCCUGGAAUUCAUCUGGAAUUGCCUGGAGUUUCCCACGGAUUCCCUGAACAUGUUGAUGACGUUUAUUCUUGCUGAAUCUUUCACGUCACUGUCCAAUGGAACAAUCUCCUGGGACUUUAUAAAAGAGCUGGCCAAGAUGUCUGAACGAUAUCUUAAUAUUUUCCCUUCGAAUGACAGGUUCUUUUUCAACCAUACAUAUAGACAUUUAAACUUAGAAAAUAUUUCUAGUCCUCAAAGUUGUGAUGAUGGGACAACUAAUAUGUCGAAUCCAUGUUUUGUUGGCAAUGUUAUGAACGUUGAAAUGUAUUCAUUUAUGGAAAUGUUCAUUAACGAUAGCUUCAUUCAAGAAACUUUAGCACAGAAAGAUAUUGUAAAGGACGUCUUAACCGACAUAUCUAGUACACUGCCAAUGCUUAAACUGCAACCAGAUAUUACGACACCAGAAAUAGAUAUGAUAGAGACAAAUCUUCUGCCGAGUAUGGAGUCUUUAAACAGACAAUCACGAUAUAUAUCGAGCUAUUUGACUGAAUUAAACACUUUGAUCUAUGGCACUGCUAGGAGUAAUUUUACCGUCUCAACACUGCAGCUGGUGGACAAGCAACUUGUAUAUCUCACAAAACGUACGACUGAAAUCAUGCAAUUGAACAUUUCGGAUAUGGUAAUAUGGGAAACCGAAGCAUGGAACCUCAUCAUCAAAUUGUAUGAAAGCAGUAAAUGCACUUCGUUUUCGGAGACGGUGACAGGGAAUGCUGAAGUGUUCACAGAUCCUGAUAACCGGAAAGCUGUAGGAUAUAUUGUCACAGUCAAGGGUUCUCUUCAUGGUUCAGAAAAUACAUAUCAACAAAGAAUCCAGGUCAUAUUUCCAAAUUCCAGCUCUUCCGGUUCCACCAGUGAUACAGUUCCGGAUAUCAACAUAAAGUGA
Molecule: messenger RNA, 1563 nt
Organism: Ostrea edulis (European flat oyster)
Lineage: Eukaryota; Metazoa; Mollusca; Bivalvia; Ostreida; Ostreidae
Exons: 2
Coding region: 1-1563 (520 amino acids)
Source: RefSeq, a predicted model, not a curated record